AUGGCCUCUGUGUGCCUGGUCGGGGCGACUGGCCUGGUCGGAUCGCACAUCCUCAGCACAUUGAAGACGACAGAAAAAGUCAAGAAGAUCGCAGCGUUCGCUCGGAGGGAGCUGCCUGCCGAUGCAAAGUUGGAGGCAAUCGUGUCCAAAGACACGACAUCCUGGCCGCAGCAAUUUCCAACUGGCAUCGACCUUUUCGUCUCGGCCCUUGGUACGACUCGCGCAGCUGCAGGCGGUCUCGAUGAGCAAAGGAAAAUAGACUAUGACCUCAACCUGGCUUUGGCACAGGCAGCAAAAGCGGCUGGUACCAAGGCUUAUGUGCUGAUAUCUUCAUCCGGCGCGAACAGUUCCUCGAUGAUGGGCUACGCUAAACUGAAGGGUGAUUUGGAAGAUGCCGUUGCUGCCCAUGUGAUUAUCAUUCGUCCAGGCCUCAUCGUGGGUAGUCGCAACGAGAGCCGCAUCCCAGAGUUUGUCUUGAGGAAGAUUGCCGACUGUGCCGGUGCAGUGAGCGCGAAGCUGAAAGACCCAUGGGCCCAGGACAGCGAUGUCAUUGCAAAAGCAGCUGUAAAGGCUGGCCUCGAGUGUCUAUCAGGGAAGACAAAGGAGAAAGUGCAGAUCAUCGGCCAGAGCGAUGUAAUACGACUCGGCAGGACGGAGUGGAAUCUUUGA
Molecule: messenger RNA, 669 nt
Organism: Zymoseptoria tritici IPO323
Lineage: Eukaryota; Fungi; Ascomycota; Dothideomycetes; Mycosphaerellales; Mycosphaerellaceae
Exons: 3
Coding region: 1-669 (222 amino acids)
Biological process (GO): import into nucleus
Cellular component (GO): cytoplasm
Source: RefSeq, a predicted model, not a curated record